AAAGAUACCCAGCUAAAAAGUUAAGCUAGCUGUAGGUGCAUUUAAAUCCCGUACAAACAGCGUUCACUACCACUCCCGCACGAGGGUUUCGUGUGUAUCAUUUUGCUUCAAACCAUGAGGUUGAACCAUCUAGAAACGAUAGUUGUGCGAUGUAGCUAGCUGAUCUGUGGAACGGAAAUGCUGUGCUGAUGUGUGUGUGUGUGGAAUUGUACGUGUGAAUCCCGGUUGCUUUGUUGGGAUGCUUGUUGCCAGCAAUACACACGCAGAGCAAUGCGUCAGAAGCAUGCGACGGGCGAAUGCAAACAAGUAUGUGUGAGAUUGCAGCAGCUUCUACCCUAUCGUGGCGCUAUCGUUUUGUGGAUUUCUAAAAUGUUUGCUUGAGUGUGAAAAUAAGAGCUGUCACAUUAAAAUAUGGAAAUUGCACAUUGAAUUAAAAGAUAAAUUUAAUAAGGAAAAAGGAAAAAUCAUACAGUGUGGUGCAUGGAAUAUGAAUAUGCUUCGUAAGAAAUGUGUCAGUGUGUGCGCAACGAACAACAAGAAAUGGAAUAAGUAUGUAGGUGGUGUUUUUGUUCCUGCGAAACAAACGUACAAACAUUGUGAACCAACUUCUAAAGUGAAUGCAAUUUAAAUUUGUCAGCCUUCGAGGUCAGAUCGAGGAAAUCAUUAUUUUCCGUUCCUUUUUGCGGGGGGUGUAUUUUGUGUGUGUGCAUUGCUCUCUCACUCACGUACUGUCUGUCGCGUUUCUUCAUUCUGUUUGCGUGGCACCAUUGCAUCCGUGUCAACUAGGCAUAAGUUUAUGCCCUUCAAUCCCCCACGCGCAAAACAGAGUUAGAGAAAAAAACAGUGAAUUCAAUGAUAUUGUCUCAAAAAUUCAAUAACGUCCGUAAGGUGUUUGUAAUGUGCCUAAAACAAAGCCUAAAAUGUAGCAUUAAAUCAAACCAAAACAACGCCCUAAACACAUUCUCCUGUUCAUUUUGUUUAAGUGUAUGCGUGCUUGCGCAUGCUUGUGUGUGUGCGGUUAUGUAGUUGUAUAUCGCUGCGUUCUUCCAUUGGGGUGGUGGAGUGAUAAACAAAUGCUUACUUUGCUUUCCGAUAGCUUUCUGUUUUCAUCCAGCCAGUUUUCUUGUCCAUUUAAUGGUUGAUCUUUUGCAGUGAAGAUUGUUGCCGCCGGAAAUUUGCUGUUGUUUUAGUUGAUAGUGUGUGAGUGUGUAAUUGUUUUUCUCAUCUAGCUACGAUACGAUAUAGCUUCCUGUGUAUACGAAGUGUAAAGAAUUUCGGCUCAGUUUGUGGUGUUUUCCGUAGUGUCGUUCUUCCUUUCGGCUGUGUGGAGAUAUUAGGUGCAGCCGUUAGACAAAAAAAACGUCGAAAAAAGUAUCUUCAAAAAGGAGUAUAAAAGCUACAGAAACGCAUUUGUUGCUGGUUUGAAUAUUACAAAAAAGAUUUCGUCGCUUUGUUUUGAAGCUUUUACCUUUGGAUUACAAUCGAAGCACGCGCUGUUUCCGCUGUACGACGCGUAGUGGUGGGCUGUGUGUGUGUGUUUGUGUACGAAGGAAACACCUCACCGUGGGCUCACGUGGGGAGAUCCGAGAGUCGAAAAGCAAGAAACGAACCCCUCACGUGUCGCUGCACAAGGUGCCGCGCAUGCAUCGUUCCGUGCUGGUGCAAUGGUUACCGGCUGCUGCAAGGUGAACAGCAUCAGCCUGCCGUCGCGUUGCCGAAUGCAGCCGCGGAUUGCUACCACAAACACAACGACGACGACGACGACCGUGUCACGGUCAGCAUCAGCGACAUCAACGCCGGUACCACGCGGCAGUUAAUCACGCGCGACAUCCGACGACGGUUGUGGGCGAGCAAAAGCAGUCGCAACUCUAACCGAAAAUAAAACACAUACAACGUGUCUGCGAAAGAUGCCGCCUGCCAUGACGAAUCCGGACGCAACCCAUUCCGGAUGACUUCAUCAACAGAUGCUGACAGUGGGGAAGGUACAAAGUGCGAGAUUAUCGGUUUGUCAUCCUAAAGAGCAAGAUUGGGAGAGAGAGAGAAGAGAGAGAGAGAGAAGAAGGGCGCAUUCGACGAAAACAACAAACCGUUGACAGUUGUGUUCGAGCCGUGCGUUGCCACUGAUCACAGCAACCAAAGGCUAUAGAGGCGUGUGAUUUGAUCUGCAUUUUUACCAAAACCGAAAACCGCACAUUUAUUUACACCACCAACCCUGUGUGCGGUUUUCUGUUCAAAGAUACGCAGUGUGUGAUGUCCCUUUCAAGUCUCCAAAGUGGCUCUAUUUCGCAAACCUUUCCCUUCCGAAAGCAGUGGAGAAAGUGUGCAAACAACAAAAGGUGUGCGGUGCAAGGAGAAGGUGUUACGAAGUGGUGGAAAAUUUAAUCAAGUGAAGUUGGCCAACGUGCACAUGAAGGUGAAUUUAAAAUCAACAUCGUUCGAGUGUUGAUAUUCGAGCAUUCCGAGUCUCACAAAGUUUUGUGUUGCAUUGUUUGUAAGAUAAAGUGCGCGGCAGAAAAAGUGCACCACGAGAGAGGGGUAUAGCAAAAUAAAUUCGAGUGUGAUCGAUUUGUGUUGCAACGUGAAUGUGCCGUUUUCCCUCAACCCGGUGGUUGAGUAAAAUAAAAGCCAGAGAAAGUGUAGUGUAGCAUCGAAGGCGUCGAUUGUUUAUCUGUGACAACAUCGUGUUCAAAAUUUUGCUUUUGUGUGUGUGUUUGUGAGUGUCCAACAAAAUUUUUGGUGUGAUAAUACGGAGUGGAUAUGUGCUUGACGUUCAACUGUCAAAACCUGACGCGCCAGUGAAAGAAAGUGUCACUUGGUGAAGUUGUAGUAAAACAACAACAACAAAAAAAUACAUAUAAACAACCUGUCGUUUGUGGCGUUACGACACCCGGUUCGAUAAUUUCCGAAAUACAUCGGAGUUCGAAACACGAACGAAAAUCAGGAAAUUCAACGUCUUUCACGUCGCUUCACUACGUUCCCUUUCGUUCCCUCCGUCCUUCCAAUCCACAAAUCCACGAGCAUCCGAUCCGAUCGCUCGCUGGAUGAAGGGAAAGAUGGCGAUACUGGUGGCGUUUUGCAUUUUAUGAGUGAAAAGAAAGUGCUUUACAUCCAACCUUAGGUCCGUAGGAGGCUUUACGCGGAAGCAGGAAAAGAAGCAGCGGUGGUAAGCAACGAAAGCGCCCGCUACUGCUUCCCGUCUCUUCGCCCUUUGUCCAUCAACGAUGAAUUCCGUAUUUUCUGCAUUUAAAGCCUCCGCAACAUCUGCGCCGCCUUCGUCCGCGGCGACAGUAAAUUCCAACGGUGUCGGAAUUGGUGCAACGUCCGGCGGAGGCCACGACCACACCGGUAACGGCGGUAUGGUUCUCACGAACGGUACCCUGAUGGGUCCAAAAUCUGCCCCAACGUCGUCCUCAACCACCUCCUCGAAGCUGCUGCUCAAUAUCAAAACCCAUCGGCCAGCGGUGGCCGACCAUCCGCCCAACAGCAGCUACGAGAAGCUGCGACACAUACGCGAGAUCAGCUGCACCAACCGCAACAACAGUCUCGUCGUUGGGCUGGAUGGGGAAUUAGACGUAGUGCCCGCGCCAACUACAACGGAAGAUACCUCGGUAGCAACCACACCCGUCCAGAGUCCGAUGUCACUCGACGAGAAGUGUCUCGAUGGGGCGGACACCUUGGAUCCGCCGGGAGACUCUUCCAACAGCCUGCUUCUAAAUGGCAGCAGUGGACCUCGCAUCGUAAGCGUUGAUCAGGUCGACAACCACCUGAUCCUUCAUCAUCCUCAUCUGAACAGCAGUGCCGGACUGGUGAAUGGUACUGGUAAACUACACCCCGCAAAGGCUGACACAACGACCAAGAGUGAUAGCAGCAGUAGUAGUAGUAGCGGUAGUAACAGUGUUAGACCAACCAUAGCAGCAGUAGCUAGUAGUGGCAACAACAGUGAAAAUGGGUUGAUGCCGAAGAAAAAGAGCACCUCCACCUCGUGUACGGAUCUCGGUACGACACCGGCACCACUCGCUAUCAAACCACCAUCAGGUGCUUCCCUGACGACCUCGUCCUCCGGUGCCAUCUCGUCGGUGGACGGUACCGUGUCCAAUGGUACGAUUGCGAGUAUGCCACCACGGUUCCACAAACCAAGGUUAAGCCUGAGCAACAGCUGCGGUGGCGGAGGAAACGGUGGUCUCUCCACCAGCAGCAUGCCCUCAGUUCAUGGACGCACCGGACCGAACGCGAACGGUGGAUCGUCCUCGUCCGGAAUGCCACCGCCAAAGACGAGACUUUCAACGCACCAAAGAAAUCUUAGUUUAGACUUUAGAUCAAUGGGAAUUCUCUUACCUCCAGUGUCGCAGGUGACCAACAAUCGCAUCAACAUGACCCAACAUCACCGGAAUCGAAGUUUAGAUAGUGCACUGCAACGGAUACCGGAGGUGGAAGUGUCCUCACCGAGUGCGGAAUCGGAAAAUACUCUACACUGCACGAACGGUAUACUGAGCGGCACGAUGUGCAGCAAAAUCAUCCAAUCCUCGUCCACCAAUCCGACCAACACACCGAGUAAUAGUGGCCGAGGAAUUACCUCAAAUUCUAUUGCCGGCAAUACGGUAAAAGGCGGUUCGGGCGGCUCCGAACCGGACACAGAAACGGUUGUAAUAGCAGCUGCCUCAACCACUAACAGUAGUACGCAUCAUCAACCAAAUCGGCAACAGAUGAGCAGAAAGGUGGACCUCCUAGAGCAAGCUACGCUACGGGCGCUGAAAAGUAGUCAUUCCACGGAUGCUGAAACGAUCGUAAAUUCGAUUGUGAAGGAUAGUGACAGCAAAAAGCGAGAAGAUCUUACGAGUCUUGGAUCGGAUGACUCCGGCAUCAUUUGUGGCUCGGAACCUGAUCAUACCUCGUUGACGAGAAUCCGCCGAUCUAGGGAAAGUCUGGACUCGGGUGAGAUUGAUCCGUCGGAGGAGGAAUGCAUUGAGAUACUGGAAACCACCUCCAUGGAUGAGGAGUACCGGAUGCUACAAUCCGACCUGUGCUUCUACCCAACGACCAUGGACCGAACAGCAAAAGAAGACGGAAGCGACUCGGACACGAGACCGCUCGAUAAUUGCAUUGAGCUUCAGCAGCAGCAUCCACAGCAAAACACACUAACAUCUGCCGGAUCAGGUGUGAAUGGACCGGUAAGCGAUAAAGUUCGCUACAGACAGCAAAAUAUGACCCGUGCUGCGAUCAUGCUUGAGAAACUGUUCGUUCCGAUUCACUACGAAGACGGCGAAAAUGGUCCGGUAGUAGAUGGAACUCUCGGCAAUGAAGAAGACGAGAUGCUUGCCCAUGCAGAUGCAGCCACACCGAUCGUUGCCGAAGGAAAAAGUAUGACAACACCUACGAACGCCUCGACGAUGACAACGGGUCCCUUUGCUCAGCAACCUGCUUCCACCACCAGCGUGCCAAGUGCGGCGGUCAGUCCGAAUGAGACAAAACCUACCGUCAACGAUCCUCCGAAGACCGAUCAAAAGAAUGAAGUAAUGUUUCGGAACUUUUUCGGUGCAACCAAGAAUGCCAUCUUCCGGACGGCGCAAAGCAUUAUCGAUAAUCACGAGAAAAAGCACGCGAAGCAGCGAGAAAAGCAAGCAGCAACUAACACAUCACCGGAAGAAGCUGGUCCGGCAACGACGGGCAGUGGUGGAGUUUCGACGGCAACGUCCAGCAACACUUCCAAUACUACUGUCAAAUCCCCAACGGAGCUGCUGAGAAAGCGUGAGUUUGGUAGUAUGUUCGCGAGGAGUAGCAACAGCAGCAAACACCAUCACCAUACCCAGCAAAAUAGUAACAAUAGCAGUAGUAGUAGCAGUGUCGCCACACCAACCGCAAACACCACGACAACAACCUCAGCGUCGAUGGAAUUCGAUACAACUUCUUCAUCCACGGAGAGCGGCAGCAGUCAGCUAAACAUUCCCAAGGCGUCACUUUCGAAAUCAUCCUCGACCGCAUCGUUGAAGCUAGUUCCUGGUGUGGCAGUAGCAGCAACUCCUUCCUCCUGCAACACAACCUCCACCUCCUUCAUGCACUGCACCGGCAGUGGACCGCGCGAUGAGUCCCAGAUUCGCACGGAACGAACGGGGCAGAGUGGUCUUUUGCGCUUCUUUGAAUCGCCCGUGUUCAACAUACACUUUGCCGUGCAUUACCUGUUCUACUCGAAGGAACCGGGCGUGCUGAGCUUUAUCGGCAAUAAGAUCUUCAGCUUCCCGAACGGUGAGGUGGAUCUGUACAUACCGCAGCUGAUCGUGAUGUACAUGCAGAUCGAAGAACUGUCCGAAGUGCUUGACCCGUACCUGGUGUACCGGUGCCGGCAAUCAGUGGACUUUUCGCUCAAGUGUGUUUGGCUGCUGGAGGCUUACAACUUCAACACGGAGAUGCUUAGCGGUGCUGGCAAUAGCGUACGCAAGCAUUUAAGCUUAUUGCGCGAGCUUUACCCCAAGCGGGAACGAGUGAAGCUAGCUGCGCCCAUUGCCCCCGUCACCACCGGUAGUGAGGCGUUGCCGACGAGCAACGAUCCAACUCUACAAGCACAUCCAGCGUUGUCUGCGGUACGUAAAACGCAUCACCGCUCGCAGUCCGAUGCCACGGGUAUGAUGGGACUGUUGGCACAACAUCACCACGCUCAUCACACUCCACUACCCGGAGUUCCCGGUCCCAGCAACCGAACGCCGGUGUGUUUGGGUGAUUUGAGCACGGGCCGAGCUUUUGACAAUGGUUGCGUGUGUUUCGAAUCUGUGCGCGGUACAGUGAACGAUCUGCUCGGCCAACAGACGGUAUGUUCCUGCGGGGCGCCGAAACUAGCGCCCGAAAAGGAGUUCAUGAAGGCAUUGAUCGACAUCGGGAAAAUGCUCACCUGUCUGCAGACCAAGAUCGAAAAGACGUCCCGUUUACGCAUCCUUCUGAAUCUAAUAAACAAAAAUCUACCAGCGCGCGUUUGGCUACCACUGCAUACCGAAACUCCUCACCAUGUGGUGCGCAUCACCGAGGAGAAAACGGCCGUACUGAACUCGAAAGACAAAACGCCCUAUAUCAUCUACGUGGAGGUAGUCGAAGUGCAAGACAUCUACACGUCACCUGUCAUCCCGAAGCUGAUGCCGACACUCAGGCACACGAAAAGCGAGGAACGGCUUGACAGCAGCAUCAGUGCAAGCGCACUAAACACCGACGAAAGCAGCAACCCCAGUAAGACUGAACUGAACUCCUCCUGCCAACAGACGAAUGAAGAAUCAACCUCGACUGCUGCUGUACCACAGCAACCCACUGCACCACUACCAGCAGCAGUGGCAGCAUCGUUGGCUACGUCGCGAAGCCGUCAUAGCAAGCUUUCGGAAUGCUCGGCAGACAACGGAGGUAACGGUAGUAGUAUGAUGGAGCUCGGCCUAACGGAAGACGAUGUGUGGUCGCAGGAGGAUGACGAAAUCACGGCCCAGUAUCUGAGCCUUACGAAGAUGUCUAGUGAUCGGGAUGCGAUAUCACAGUUCUCUAUGGAUUCGUACGACUCGCGAGACCAUCACACUCCUGCCCUGUUUAACAUCGGUGAGGUAAAAAAGCGUCAUUGUGCCAACCUAAACUCGGAGAAUGCGAAACCUUUCAGCAAUGAUCCAUCUGAUCCGUCUGCCGCGGCGUUAAAAGAACCGUGGCAUGAAAAGGAAAAACAAAUACGGGACUCAUCACCUUACGGGCAUCUUCAGUCCUGGAGACUACUGUCGGCGAUCGUUAAAUGUGGUGAUGAUUUGCGACAGGAGCUGAUGGCCACGCAGCUAUUGCAGAUGUUCAAACUGAUUUGGGAGGAGGAAAAGGUAGGACUUUGGGUACGUCCGUACCGGAUCGUCUGUCUCUCGAACGAUUCGGGGCUGAUUGAAACGAUCGUCAACACGGUUUCGCUCCAUCAGAUCAAGAAAAAUUCCAACAAGAGCCUAAAGGACUAUUUUAUCGAUGAGUUUGGCGAUGUGGAAACGGUUGCGUUCCGUAUGGCGCAACGUAACUUUAUGCAUUCCUGCGCUGCUUACUGUCUGAUCUCGUACCUGCUGCAAGUGAAAGAUCGGCACAAUGGUAACAUCCUGCUGCAUUCCGAUGGACAUCUGAUCCAUAUCGACUUUGGUUUCAUCUUGAGCAUAUCGCCCAAAAAUUUAGGCUUCGAACAGUCACCAUUCAAACUGACGCCCGAGUUUGUUGACGUGAUGGGUGGUCCAGAGUCGGAGCUGUACUGUGAGUUUAAGUAUCUACUGCUGGACGGUCUCAAAGCGGCUCGCAAGCAUAUGGAUCGCAUCAUCAACAUUGUUGAAAUUAUGCGAAGCAGUUCGCAACUACCCUGCUUCAAAAACGGCUGCUCCGGUACGGUGCGCAAUCUUCGCAAUCGCUUCCACAUGAAUCUGACCGAGCAGGAGCUUGAGCGAAAGGUGGAACAACUAAUACAGGACUCGUUGAAUUCGCUCUCGACCAAGCUGUACGAUGGCUACCAGUACAUCACGAAUGGUAUCUUGUGAGAGCGAUUCGAUAUGCACAUCUAAGCGUUAGAUCCCGCUGAAGGGAAAGAUGAGCGUAUAGGAGGAGACAAAAUUCAACGGCCAAUUUGAAAAACAAACGUUAAAACAAACAGUACAAAGCGAUCCAACAAGGAUCGUGUUGUUUGCCGACUGCUGUGUGUAAACGGAAAACAGUGAGGAGGAAGUAAUUUUCAAAAUCCAAAAAAAUGUAAAUUGUUCUAUUUCUUAUUCGUUUUUUUUGCGAGAGAGAGAAAGGAAGUUUAAGAAGUUUUGAGUUGCAUUUUCAUACACUUGUUCAAAGAAACAAAAAUUGAAAGUAGAUCGUUUUGAAAAGAUACGUGCAAAACUGUAAAAUAUUGUAUUGAAUGCAAUGGAACGAACUAGUAAAGCGUUUGUGGUAGGUUUUUGUUUUUUUUUAAAUAUUUUAUGUUCUACCUGUACAUAUAAAUCAGAUAAGAAAAGUAAAUCAAAAUGCCACUCCUAGGAAAAAAAACAGAAAAUAAAAAUAGAUUAAUUAAACGAUACAAUGGGAAAUGAAAAGUCAAAUAAACACACACACACACACAUGAAAGUGAUCAGAUCAGAAUGAAUGCAAAAGAUAGGAGUAGUUUGUACAAAAAGUAGAAAAGCAACACAAACAAGUCGUAUUAGCUUUUGUAAGAACGAAAAAUGAUAGCUUUUUACACCCAAUUUCAUCUGAUGAAGAGAAAAAAUCACAAGCCCCCCCAAAAAGGUGUGCACAUGAACAUGUAAUGUAAUGAGUGUAAAAUAUAGAACAAGCGAUCAGUUUAUUAGCGGGGAGAAGGGAUCGAAUUCAGGAAUAAGAAUGCCCUCCAAUACUACCUUUUCCCAUUCGUAUUCGUACUCACUUACACAUUUCGCAUUCUUCUAUAAGCAGUUCGUUUUUUGUGCCCCCUUAUAGAUGUAGCGUUAUAAGGAAAAAUCAUAAAUCCACGUGCGAAAGGACGAGUAAUCGUUGUGCAAAAUCAAAAAGCGAGUAACAUGUUUAGCUUUUACAACAACAAAAAAUGUGCGUAAAAUCACACACUCAAACAACUAUUAACAACAAACACAGGGAUGUUGCUUAGAAGGGAAAGGGAACGGAAAGAAACCCGGCAAUAGGUGGUUAUGUUAUUGUCGUUACGUUUAUCACAUCAUGUACACCGUGUACUUGCAGGAAAGUGGGGUUUCGCUUAAACAAAACAAAAAAAACACCCCAAUACCACUACCUAACAUAAAUGUAUACUCUUGUUUCCGUUUUGCAUUAGGUAGAGUAAUAAUGAUAUUGUAAGUUUUGGAAACUUACAGGACGCCGCUGUUGUACAUAGCUAGAAGCAAUAAUAUGUAGCGAAACGACUCAUACAAUUGGGAAAUAGCAGAGAGAAAGAGAGAAAGAGAAAAAGGGAAACAAAGCCAAAACGAGGUAAAAAUAUUUCGUUCUUUUGUUUUUUGCUCCCCACUUAUUAGAGUGGAUAAAAAGACUCGAAGAGGAUAGUAGGAUUUUUACAGCUCCUUAGCCCCACAGUUUAACACCGUUACUUCUUCCUUUCUCUCAUAAAUGCAGAUACAGAAAAGAUACGCGUAAAACUUUUCCGCGCAUUGCAAAGUUAGUAUAAAGAAAAUAACUCUUAGAUACAGUCGAAUGUGAGGAAAAAUAGCGCAAGGGAAGAAAGAGGGUAUGAAUCUGCAGCAUAAACACGUACAUCCAACUCUCUCUCUCUGUCUCUCUUAAACUCUCUACGCUUUUCAUUAUAACUCUUGCAAACAUAUUCCUUAACUCUAGUAGAAACAAACAAACAACACGGAAAAUUCUAGCCAAGAAGUGAGAUAAGAAGAAGUGAGGGAAAUCUGGAAAAAGGCUGCAUCCCCCCGAAACGAUAAGAAUACUCAAUGUAAUCAACUUAUGGAAAUGGAAAGCAAACAAGUUUGAGAUUGGAAAUAUCGAAAAAUAGCGUCGAAAUGUAUGUGAAGGUCUAGUUUCAUUUUUCACCUUUGUGUUGUGUAUAUGUUUUCCCUCCCCCAUUUUAUUAUUAACUACGGGUGGACAAAACAAUUGAACAAUUGGAUAUAAAGAAUUAGAGCACUACAGUAAUUCACUUCACUAGUGUGAGACCAACGUUAGUACACUGUAGUGAGAAACAGUGUUACGGCUUCUCACCCUAGUGAGUUUCCACGAAGUGAGCAAGACGAAGUGAAGUGAUCGUGCUGUUAUUGCUUAACUGAAGAAAGUUAGUGAAAAUUCUUCUUGAAACAGCAAUUAUUCAGCGAGCAAAUUAUUUAUACACCCGGGAUCAAUAACUAAAAAACAAAACAAAACAAAAAAUACGUUACACAAUGUGCUAUAUAUGUAUAUUCAUACCGUUUACUUACUAUGUUCCGGGUUUAAUAUUAUUGUAUCGGUUGAUUACGUUUACGAAACAUACUAAUGUAUAUGCGUACGUAUUGUUUAUUUCUAAAUCACGGUUUAGGCGUAAAGGAGAAUGUAAAGAAAAUCGGCGCUCGUAAAUUUUCGGUUUUUGUACAGCAUACUUAGUAAUAGUAAGGAAAAUUUACCGAUACGCGUCUUCUUGAAGGAAAAGGAACUACAGAAGUGGUUAAAAGGUGCAAAAGAUGUCCCUAUUACCUAGUUACGUUCUUUUACAAUCCACAUGGACAGAAAGCGCAGGAUCAAGAACGUGUACGUACGUGCCAAGCCGGUUCGAACGGUACGGUCAGACGCCUAAAUGGGUAGUGGAAAGCGAAGAAGAGGCGCAGUUAGCCUAGGCAAACCCUAAUAUAAUUAACGAUUAGAGCGCAGCGCAGACGAAAAACGAGUUGGUCGACAGUCAAGGAUGCAAUGCAACAUUACUCACGUUUUGGAAGGGGAAACAAUGGAAUAAAGGAGGGAAAAUUAAAAAUUUUGUCGUCGAAAUUGGAAUAUAAGUUGAAAAAAAUGAUAACAAA
This is a messenger RNA of Anopheles funestus (African malaria mosquito), 11456 nucleotides long. RefSeq names its product phosphatidylinositol 4-kinase beta (gene fwd). Gene Ontology annotation, molecular function: 1-phosphatidylinositol 4-kinase activity. Gene Ontology annotation, cellular component: membrane; cytoplasm. The transcript is spliced from 12 exons. Gene Ontology annotation, biological process: phosphatidylinositol-mediated signaling; phosphatidylinositol phosphate biosynthetic process. The record is from RefSeq and is a predicted model, not a curated record. NCBI's taxonomy places the organism in Eukaryota, Metazoa, Arthropoda, Insecta, Diptera, Culicidae. Bases 3222 to 8513 code for a protein of 1763 amino acids.